Stylonychia lemnae is the source of this 1569-nucleotide messenger RNA. The record is from the annotation of a GenBank genome assembly. Lineage: Eukaryota; Ciliophora; Spirotrichea; Sporadotrichida; Oxytrichidae.
AUGGCUAUUAUGAUGGGAGCGAUUUCUAGUGUUAUUCUGCACUCAAUUAAUGCUGAUCCUCUUAAAUUCAAAGAGUCUACAUUUUUUGUCUUUAUAUUACCACCAAUAAUAUUUGCAGCCGGCUAUAACUUGAAAAAGAAGAACUUUGUGAGUAAUUUUGGGUAUAUUGCUUUGUUUGGAGUGUUGGGAACCAUAAUUUCUUUUAUUGUGCUGUCAUCAAUGAUUAUGUUUUGGAAUGAUGUACUUCAUAGCGAUUUUUCAGCAAUGAGGUUAAGUUCAAAAGAAUGCCUCCUUUUGGCAUCUGUCCUUUGUGCCACUGAUACUGUAGCUGCACUCACUAUUGUUAAAGAGAAAAAUUACCCAAUAUUAAAUUCAAUUCUAUUCGGAGAAGGAGUGGUUAAUGAUGCGGUCAGUAUUCUAUUAUUCAGGGCUGUUGAGAAAUUAAUUUUAGCUGAUCAAGAAAAUAUCAUCGACUCAUCUAAAAAUUAAGAUUAAGGAGGAAAUCAAUUGUUAAAUUUAUCUGAAUUGAGUUUCAUGCUAAUGAACUUUGGUGUACUUGCUCUAUCAUCUAUCAUAAUUGGUGUCUGUUUUGGGCUUGCUAAUGCAUAUAUUUACAAAAAGCUUACUGAUUUAGAGAAAAACCACGUCAGAGAAAUUUUCCUUCUUCUACUCUUUGCCUACAUUAGUUACAUUUUAUCUGAAUUGAUUGGGUUUUCAGGAGUUAUUACGUUAUUCUCUUGCGCAUUUACAAUGGCUUAUUACUCAUUUUAAAAUUUAUCAUCUCAAAGCAAAAUAGGAAGUGUAUUAGCAAUCGAAACUAUUGGCCAUGCAGCUGAGGCUUUUGUUUUUACAUAUUUAGGAUUAUGCGUUUAUGGCAUGGAGUAGGAAAAAUUCAGCUACUCAUUUUUCUUUGCAGUACUUAUCUCUUGCAUUAUUGCUCGAGCAAUAGGAGUAUUUCUUCCAGCAUUACUUGUCGGCAUUUGUAAAGGUUUUAAAACUAAAAUAAGCAUAAAGUAACUUAUAAUAAUCUGGUUUAGUGGAAGUAUUAGAGGCGCUAUAGCAUUUGCAUUGAGUUUAUAAAUAAAUCCCUCAUUAGCACCUAAUUUCAGCUUGCUUGUUAGUUCUACUUUGAUAGUUGUUCUUUUUACUACUCUUUUAUUCGGAGGAUUAAUGCCAGUAUUUUCAAAGAUGAUUGGAUUGAAAAAGGAAAGAUAAUUAAGCUUUUUAACUUCUAGUUUGACAGAUAACGAAACUUAAUCAAGGAAUCUGGAGGAGAAGGGAAUGGUUUAAGAAAUGUGGGAAAAAUUAGAUUACAAUUAUCUUUAACCAAUAUUUUUGAAAGAAUAGAUGCCUUAUCAUUCACUAGGUUAAUAAGACAGCUCUAACGGACUUAUGGAAGGUGAGGAUGAAGAAACUAAAGAGUAGAGUGAAGAUCUCUCCAGAUCUUUCAGUAAUAAGGCAGAUUAAAAAUCUGGCUCUCCACCCUCUUAAGCCAAGAGAGGCAGAAAAGCUUCAUCAGGAUUGACCAGACAAAAAGAGAUUGAAAUGAAGAGCAUAAUUUUCAAUUGA